AUGGCGGCUUCACCGGCCGGUGGUGGUCAUUCCAUCAACGUCAAUGACCCUACCUUGAUUGCCCUUGUCAACAAACUACAAGACGUCUUCAACACAGUUGGCGUCGCUAAUCCCAUAGAUCUACCUCAAAUUGUCGUCGUCGGCUCUCAGUCCAGUGGCAAGUCCUCUGUAUUGGAGAAUAUUGUUGGCAGAGAUUUCCUCCCUCGUGGUGCCGGUAUCGUCACUCGUCGCCCUCUUGUCCUUCAAUUGAUACACAGACCUGUCCCUGCCAAACUUCAGACGAAUGGAGUCUCGGAGGCUGAUCUCAAAGGCAGCAGUGAUGCGCUGGCAAACGUCGACGAAUGGGGAGAGUUUCUGCACUUGCCAGGACAGAAAUUUUACGAUUUCAACAAGAUCCGAGACGAAAUUGUAAAGGAAACCGAAGCCAAGGCAGGUCGCAAUGUUGGCAUCUCCCCAGCGCCCAUCAACCUGCGGAUAUAUUCUCCCAACGUUCUCACGCUGACCCUGGUUGAUUUGCCUGGUCUGACCAAAGUGCCAGUGGGUGACCAGCCAAGGGAUAUCGAGCGGCAGAUCAAGGAUAUGGUUCUCAAACAAAUCUCGAAGCCAAAUGCCAUCAUUCUCGCCGUCACCGCUGCCAACGUGGAUCUGGCCAACUCAGAUGGUUUGAAGCUGGCCAGAGAAGUGGAUCCUGAGGGUCAACGAACAAUUGGUGUUCUCACAAAGAUCGAUCUUAUGGAUACUGGUACCGAUGUUGUUGACAUUCUUGCCGGAAGAAUUAUUCCACUACGACUUGGCUAUGUCCCUGUGGUCAAUAGAGGCCAACGAGACAUUGAGAACAAGAAACAAAUUGGUCUGGCUUUGAAGGCAGAGAAGGAGUUCUUUGAGAAUCACUCCUCUUACAGAAACAAGGCAUCAUACUGCGGUACUCCUUAUCUCGCCCGAAAGCUCAAUCUCAUUCUCAUGAUGCACAUCAAGCAAACUCUACCCGACAUCAAAACUCGCAUUGCUACAUCCUUACAGAAAUACAGUGCUGAAUUGGAACAGCUUGGCAGUGGUGAUAUUUUGGGCAACAGUCCCUCAAAUAUCAUACUCAACAUCAUUACCGAAUUCGCCAAUGAGUAUAGAACAGUUCUAGACGGCAACAGUGCAGAAUUGUCCAGUAACGAACUUUCAGGUGGUGCCAGAAUUUCCUUUGUCUACCAUGAAUUAUAUUCAAAUGGGAUCAAGGCGAUUGACCCCUUCGAGCAAGUCAAAGAUAUCGAUAUUCGGACCAUUCUAUACAACUCAUCUGGUUCAUCUCCAGCACUCUUUGUCGGAACCACCGCUUUCGAAUUGAUCGUGAAGCAACAAAUUCGACGACUAGAGGAGCCAUCACUCAAGUGUGUCUCCCUCGUGUACGACGAACUAGUGCGUAUCCUUGGUCAGUUGCUGCAGAAACAACUCUUUAGGAGGUAUCCCGGGCUCAAAGAACGAUUCCAUUCGGUGGUCAUAAGCUUCUUCCGAAAAGCUAUGGAUCCAACCAACAAAUUGGUCAAAGAUCUUGUGGCCAUGGAGGCAUGUUAUAUCAACACUGGUCAUCCAGACUUUCUCAAUGGGCAUCGUGCGAUGGCCAUUGUAAACGAUAGGCAUAACGCCGCCAAACCCACUCAGGUAGAUCCCAAGACUGGAAAGGUACUUCCUCCAUCUAUCCCACCAAGAGCAGGGUCUCCCAGUCUCCCCACUGAUGGCGGCGACGGCAAUUCUGGCUUUUUCGGCUCCUUCUUUGCUAGUAAGAACAAGAAAAAGAUGGCCGCCAUGGAACCACCUCCAGCCACCCUAAAAGCCAGCGGAACUUUGUCCGAACGUGAAAAUCAAGAAGUUGAAGUGAUCAAGCUUUUGAUCAACAGCUACUUCAACAUUACUCGGAGAACCAUGAUUGAUAUGGUGCCAAAGGCGAUCAUGUUGUCGCUCGUACAGCUCACCAAAGAUGAAAUGCAACGAGAACUCCUUGAACAGAUGUACAAGACACAGGAACUCGAUGAUCUCCUCAAAGAAAGCGAUUACACUGUCCGACGGCGGAAAGAAUGCCUGCAAAUGGUUGAGAGUUUGGCCAAAGCUAGCGAAAUUGUCAGUCAGGUUCAGUAA
Molecule: messenger RNA, 2124 nt
Organism: Exophiala bonariae
Lineage: Eukaryota; Fungi; Ascomycota; Eurotiomycetes; Chaetothyriales; Herpotrichiellaceae
Gene: VPS1
Product: vacuolar protein sorting-associated protein 1
Exons: 5
Coding region: 1-2124 (707 amino acids)
Cellular component (GO): membrane; cytoplasm; microtubule
Molecular function (GO): GTP binding; GTPase activity; microtubule binding
Source: RefSeq, a predicted model, not a curated record